This is a messenger RNA of Chaetomium globosum CBS 148.51, 810 nucleotides long. RefSeq lists its product as uncharacterized. The transcript is spliced from 2 exons. NCBI's taxonomy places the organism in Eukaryota, Fungi, Ascomycota, Sordariomycetes, Sordariales, Chaetomiaceae. Gene Ontology annotation, molecular function: SNAP receptor activity; SNARE binding. The coding region runs from base 1 to 810 and encodes 269 amino acids. Gene Ontology annotation, cellular component: endomembrane system; SNARE complex; membrane. Gene Ontology annotation, biological process: intracellular protein transport; Golgi to vacuole transport; vesicle fusion. The record is from RefSeq and is a predicted model, not a curated record.
AUGUCGUUCGAUCAGCUCUCGUCGCUCGAGGCGGGGCGCGGCAGUUCCGGCUAUACCGACGACCCCGAUUUCCAGCGCCUCUCGCAGGACCUGAUGAACAAGUUAUUCAAACUCAAUGGUAAUAACCAGCGACUAAGUGGGGAGGUCGGGCACCUAGGGACACGGCGCGACACCCCGCGGGUGCGGGAGCGGGUGCAUGAGUUGAUCGAGGAGUCGCGCAGUACGUUCAAGGACGUCGGCGAGGGAGUUAAGAAGGUUCAGGCGUGGGAGGAUGUCACACCAACACAAAAAUACAUGCAACAAAAGCUCUCGCGCGAGUUCCAAUCCUCCCUCUCCGAAUUCCAAUCCCUCCAACGCCAAGCCCUGGAGAAACAAAAAGCCUCCGUCUCCGCCGCGCGCGCAGCAGUCGACCACGAAGACGAGUCGGGCGGCGGGGCGGGUGGCGGCGGCCCCUCGAGCCCGCAGCUCCUCCAGCAGCAGGAACUGACGCGGCUGGCGCCGCAGGACGAGGUGGACUUCCAGGAGGCGCUGAUCAUCGAGCGCGAGGAGGAGAUUCGUAACAUCGAGCAGGGCGUGGGCGACCUGAACGUGCUGUUCCAGCAGGUGGCGCAGAUCGUGACCGAGCAGGGCGAGGUGCUCGACACCAUCGAGCGCAACGUCGAGACCGUGCGCGACGACACCCAGGGGGGCGACCGCGAGCUGCGCAGCGCCGCGAGGUAUCAGAAGAAUGCGCGCAGCAAGGCGUGUUGCUUGCUGGUUAUUUUGUCGGUCAUUCUGACCAUCAUCUUGCUGGCCGUGUUUCUAGGGUGA